AUGAAGCAGAUUGUCCAUGGCCUGGCUUGUGCAUCCUCUGGCUCUUGCCCUGUUUCCAUACAUAACCUUAGCACUCGAGAGUCCAUCCAACUUCCUCAUGCAAAACGAGAAUACAAUAAAUUCGCUACAUAUCACUUCGGGUUGAGUCCACUUACCAAUGAGUAUAAGGUUCUCCAGAUCUUCCAACGAUUUCGUCCCAAAACACCUAGAAAAUUGGAUAUUCAGUUCAACGUAUUCACGCUAGGCACGGAUUCUUCGUGGAGGCCAUUGCAGGUAGACCCUGGCCAUCUUCUUUUUGAUGCUCUAAGUUACGCCUUUGAGACAAACGUGAGAUGUAGUGCAAGUGUGUGCGUCAAUGGGGCCAUACACUGGAUGUACGAGAGGCAGAAAUUGAUAGUGGUAUUUGAGGUUAGAGAGGAGACAUUCAGGGUGGUGCCACUACCCCAAGAUUAUACUCAAGAGUUUGGUCAAGAUAAUCAUGAAUACAAACGCAUUACUGAUGAUUAUGGCCAGGCCGAUGCAAGUAUAAUUGAGGUGGGAGGAUGUGUGGGCGUGUAUGCUGACAAGUCGUGGAAACAGAACAAGGUAGUGCAAUAG
Prunus dulcis (almond) is the source of this 597-nucleotide messenger RNA. Its product is annotated as F-box/kelch-repeat protein At3g06240-like. The coding region runs from base 1 to 597 and encodes 198 amino acids. The transcript has a single exon. The record is from RefSeq and is a predicted model, not a curated record. NCBI's taxonomy places the organism in Eukaryota, Viridiplantae, Streptophyta, Magnoliopsida, Rosales, Rosaceae.